GCCCAUCGUCUUCCCCUUCCUGCCUUCCCAAUCAUCAUCAUCAGCCCCCUCAAAUUCUCCUCCCUCUAAACCUCUUUUAUUAGUACUUGCUGAGUUGCCGUCUCCGUGUUGUUCAAUGGGGAAGGGCGGGAUGAGCAAGCUCAAGUGCAUGAUCAGGAGGUGGCACUCGUCGAGCCGCAUCUCCCGCGCGCCGUCUUCUCCCGGCGAAGGCGAAGACGGCCGGGGGGCGCGGUCGUUCCACGGCGCGGACGAGGUUCCCAAGGGCCUGCACCCGGUGUACGUGGGCAAGUCGCGGCGCCGGUACCUCAUCGCGGAGGAGCUGGUGGGCCACCCGCUGUUCCAGAACCUCGUGGACCGCUCCGGCGGCGGCGGCGGCGGGGAGGCCACCGUCGUGGGCUGCGAGGUCGUGCUGUUCGAGCACCUGCUCUGGAUGCUGGAGAACGCCGACCCGCAGCCGGAAUCCCUCGACGAGCUCCUCGAGUACUACGCCUGCUGAUUGGCUUCGAUCGAUCGGCAGCUAGCGAACAAGUCUCCGGAAUCCGCCGGAACUGUUUCUCCAAAAUCCCAAUCGGUGUUGUUUUGUUAGGGGUAGAAUCGUGAUAAAUUAACGCCGCGCGGCAGGGGGGGCGGAGUGAGAAAAGCUUUACCCAACCCCCGGCGUCGUCGGUGCUAAUCUGGAAUAUUUCCAUUCACCACCAUUGUUACCGUCCGCUCUUCCUCGGCGCUGUUAAUUCUCUCUUUCUCUCCUUAGUGGUUCAUGUAAUAGAACAUCGAUCGGCUUUUCCAAAAAAUUUAAUGUUUCUUCCAUCCAAAUAAAGAGAUCUUUUGGACAA
Molecule: messenger RNA, 833 nt
Organism: Brachypodium distachyon (stiff brome)
Lineage: Eukaryota; Viridiplantae; Streptophyta; Magnoliopsida; Poales; Poaceae
Product: auxin-responsive protein SAUR71
Exons: 1
Coding region: 116-496 (126 amino acids)
Biological process (GO): response to auxin
Source: RefSeq, a predicted model, not a curated record